Messenger RNA from Ectocarpus siliculosus, 1337 nucleotides. NCBI's taxonomy places the organism in Eukaryota, Phaeophyceae, Ectocarpales, Ectocarpaceae. The record is from the annotation of a GenBank genome assembly.
UUGUGGUACGUGUCGCCCCAUCUGCUGCCCUUCAAAUAAUUCCUAGGCCAUGAAUCACGGAACAUGCCCGGAGGGGAUGGAGUGCGCAUGCUGCUUCGAUGACAUCGAGGGUGGCACCGAUGGAAACUAUGUGGAGUACAGGACUGGCGAAGGCAAGGAAUGGCGCCCAUCGUUCUUUUGCAAGAUGUGCAUCGGGGUUCUCAUCAAGAGUCAGUGGUCCAUCUACGAGGACACGUUGGCCAAGGCUACGUGCAAGGCGCAGCAGAAGCGAAUGCUAGGGGAGGGGCCUCCAACGCACGUACACGACAAAACAGCUCUCAAGUGUGAAGAGGGCGAGAGCGUGCACUCGUUGUGGUUUGUUGGAGACGAGGGCGGCGAGCCCAAGAUUCAAUCUGCGCUGUUAGAAGGGGCUCCGCAGGGUGAAGCCCGACAGAUCUGGUGGGACGAGAAGCUAGCGUUUCAGUUCGACGAGGACGACGACGAAGACGAGGCGGGGGGAAACACCACCGCUGCGACGACCGUGGCUGCUUCGACACCACCCCCGGUGCCGGGUGCGCCAUCUCCUGCCCCCGUUCCUCCCGCACCCGCUACUGAUUCCCCUGCUGCUGCUUCGGCUACCAGCAACACUGCGCAAGCAGGAGAUGGUGCAGAAACCGCGGCGGCGAGCCCACAAGCAGCGCGGGCGGCAACAGCAACAACACCGGUUGCUGCUGGCGCAGAGGUGACCGAGGCAGAUGCGGCUCCCUCGAAGAUGGACGUCGAGGGAGAGAAAGGGGUCUCGCCGCCUGCCGCGCCAGUGACCGCCUCUGCACCUGCGAUUCCAUUAGGCUAAGAAUAGGGAACAGUAGUAUUAGUCAUUCCCACUGACUGGUCCGGCUGCUCGAUGCAUGUCGCUCCGAGUGAUUGGCGGGAUCUCUGUCGGGAACCCCAAUAGCAGGGUGCGCAAAGGUUAUUUGCAGCUGGGAUGAUUCCACCUGUAAGUUGUUUUCUGUGGUUUCGGAGGAGUCUGCGGGAUGAACGUGGGCCACCCCGCUUGUGCUUGGGAUGGAUGGGGGCUUGAUGACUUCUGGAGGCUGAUGUUGCGUCCGUGCGGUGGGUCAAGCAAGCUGACACAUUACUGGUGUUUUGUUGUUUCGGUGUUGUUUCCUGAUGCAUGACUGGAAUGAUUGGAAGGUCGCUUGUUGUGUCACAGCUUUCAAUUUUACUCGCGUCCUUGGUGUGUUUGCAUGUGUCGUUCUUGCGCAUCCCGUCCGCAGCACGGCGUUUAGUACUCGGACUAUACUUUGUACCGUUCAGUGGGAAAAUCAUAAUAUAGGAAGGCCGAUGCGGUCGCGACU